AUGUUUAAGUACGCUACACGAGGCAUUCGCAAUGUGCCUUCCCUGUACACCUGUACACUGUUGGCUAUCUGCCUCGGAGCUUCGAAUUUCGUCACCGGUGAAACGUCCGAAAGUUAUCUGCCAGUCGUGAAUACAACACGUGCGGGUUUCGACCUGGAGUCACUACUGUAUUUUAACAGCACAGACGAUUAUCCCGACGAGGACGGUGCUGCUGAUGGCGAGAGUCGAAGCAUUGACGACGAUCCUCGCAUUAUUAAUGGCGAGGACGAGGACGUGGUCGCGAAGUUUUUAGGUCUGGUCGAGGAGUACAAAAAGAACAAGAAAAAUUGCACGAAAGGCACUUCGUAUAAUUUAGGCGCCGGAGUCGUUAGACAGUAUGGUCAGAACCGGUUUCGUAAUCAAGCGCUCGUUGCCGUAAAUCGGGCCAAUUUUCUCACAAGAAUUUGGAAGAGUGCAGAACCAGAAGUGCUGAACUCUGAGUUUCUCUUAUACUCUGCUGUUCGGAAUAUGGUUGAAGGAGAUCCCGAUAUGUUUGCAGCUGUUUCUUCAUAUCUAUCUAUCAAUCUAGUAUCUAUUUUUCUCAGUCUGUUCAUAUCUAUUUCAGUCUAUUCAUAUCUAUCUAUCUAUCUAUCUAUCUAUCUGAGUGUAUUCGUACCUAUCUAUCUAUCUAUUCUAGCCGAUUUCUUUAUUUAUCCACCUAUUAGUAUCUAUUUAUCUAUCAGAGUUGUAUUCGUAUCUAUCUAUCUAUCUAUCUAUCUAUCUAUCUAUCUAUCUAUCUCUUCUAUUCAUAUCUAUCUAUCUAUCUAUCUGAGUUGUAUUCGUAUCUAUCUAUCUAUCUAUCUAUCUAUCUAUCUAUCUAUCUAUCUAUCUAUUCUAGCCGAUUUCUUUAUUCAUCCACCUAUUACUAUCUAUCUAUCUAUCUAUCUAUCUAUCUAUCUAUCUAUCUAUCUCUGUGUUUAUUUAUUUCCGUCUGUUCAUAUCUAUCUUUCGGACAACUUCAAGCAUUAUCCCGCUCGAAACCUCUGCUACAAUAUCAAUCUCUCUAUCUAUUAUCUAUUCAUCUAUCUAUUCAUAUCUAUCUAUCUAUCUAUUUUGGUCUUUUCAUAUCUAUCUAUCUAUCUAUCUAUCUAUCUAUCUCGGUCUGCUCAUAUCUAUCUAUCUAUCUAUCUAUCUAUCUAUCUAUCUAUCUAUUUCGGUCUUUUCAUAUGUAUGUCUGUACGUAUCUAUCUAUCUAUCUAUCUAUCUACCUCGGUCUGUUCAUAUCUAUCUAUCUAUCUAUCUAUCUCAGUCUUUUCAUAUCUAUCUCGGACUGUUCAUAUCUAUCUAUCUAUCUAUCUAUCUAUCUAUCUCAAUAGAGUUAUUAUUUUUUAUUCUAUCUAUCUAUCUAUCUAUCUAUCUAUCUAUCUAUCUAUUUAUCUCUUAUUCUCCGUUUCUAUCUAUCUGUCUCUCUCUUAUUCUCUGUUUCUAUCUAUCUGUCUCUCUUUCUAUGUUUCGGUUUCCCUUACUAUCUUGGAUAUUACUAUGCCAAGUCGAUAUCUAUCUAUCUGUCUAUCUACCUAUCUAUCUAUCUAUCUAUCUAUCUAUCUAAACCAAUUCAGUAUCUAUCUAUCUAUCUAUCUAUCUAUCUAUCUAUCUAUCUAUCUCUGCGUUGUAACCUAG
Messenger RNA from Acanthosepion pharaonis, 1659 nucleotides. Lineage: Eukaryota; Metazoa; Mollusca; Cephalopoda; Sepiida; Sepiidae. The record is from the annotation of a GenBank genome assembly.